Molecule: messenger RNA, 195 nt
Organism: Microbotryum saponariae
Lineage: Eukaryota; Fungi; Basidiomycota; Microbotryomycetes; Microbotryales; Microbotryaceae
Source: the annotation of a GenBank genome assembly
AUGUUAUCUGUUUUAUAUAGUUUACUUGAAGUCCUUAUUGUCCUAGUCCCCAUUUUACUUUCUGUGGCUUUCAUGACAAUUAUUGAGCGUAAAGUACUUGCCAGUAUGCAACGUAGAGUAGGCCCUAAUGUAGUAGGUUACUUUGGGAUUAUGCAACCGUUUCGUAAGAGGUCUGCAAGCGGCCUUGUCUUGUAA